Sesamum indicum (sesame) is the source of this 841-nucleotide messenger RNA. Its product is annotated as olee1-like protein. Lineage: Eukaryota; Viridiplantae; Streptophyta; Magnoliopsida; Lamiales; Pedaliaceae. The record is from RefSeq and is a predicted model, not a curated record.
AGAAGUAACCAUCACCGGUACAAGUAUAUAAAUAUAGAUAGAUCCCUCCACCUUUUCAAUAAGAAAUCAUCUUUUCUGCAUUUUUUUCCGUUCCAAUAAGAAUCAAAUACGUACCGCAAAAAAAUAAAAACAAGAAAGAGGAGAGGAAAAAUGGCAACAAAACUCGCACAAGUUGCAAUCAUCUUAGCCGGAGCCCUCUGCUUCCUCUCUCUUGCAGAUGUCGCCAACUCUGAGGUGCCUCAAUUCAUCGUUAAGGGAAAGGUGUUCUGCGAAGUCUGCCGUCUCAAUUUUAUCAAUAAAUUCAGCCAUCCUAUGCCAAAAGCAGAAGUGAAGUUGGAAUGUAGAGAUGAGGGAACCGGGAAAGUGAUGUACCGCUUGACGGGUGGUCAAACCAACGACAAUGGAGAGUACACAUUGUACGCUGAAGGUGAUCAUGGUGAGGAAAUCUGUGAGGUGACAUUGGUGAAGAGCAGCCAGCAUGACUGUGCUGAGAUCCCAACUGACGAUUCGGGAGAGAAGCAAGCAGCGGAAAUCACCCUCACCGUCAACAACGGCUUCCAUGAUAAUAUUCGCCUAGCCAACCCACUCAGCUUCACCAGGAAGAAAGCCCUGCCCAAGUGCGCUAAGCUCUUGAAGGAGCUGGCAGAGGACAAGGAAGACGAUGAGCCCUUGCCUAAAUGAUGCGAUUAUGAUGAUACCGAGUUUAGUUUCUUAUAGUUGUCCAUCAUGUGUUAUAGGUCUGCUCUGAGUUGAUGAUGUGCUACCUAUUACCAGACCACCUAUCUAUCUAUGUAUUUUAUUAUCGAUUUUGAUAGAACAAAGAUUUUGUUUCCUAAGGGUA